Cucurbitaria berberidis CBS 394.84 is the source of this 594-nucleotide messenger RNA. RefSeq lists its product as uncharacterized. The record is from RefSeq and is a predicted model, not a curated record. The annotation marks the transcript as partial. Lineage: Eukaryota; Fungi; Ascomycota; Dothideomycetes; Pleosporales; Cucurbitariaceae. The transcript is spliced from 2 exons.
ACCAUACCAGCCAUGCUCGCCUUGAGCGCAGUUGCUAUUGCCGCUCCUACUGCCGACAAGGGUCAGGGCAACAAGUACCAGAAGGAGUGCAAGAAAGACUGGGACAACAAGUGGAAGAACGACGAGUGGAAGAAGACCGAGAAGCUCUUCUACUUCGACGCCGAAUACGUCGUCAAGGCCACCCCCGACCAGGUCAUCUCCACAGCCGGUGCCCCCACCCCUGGCCAGCCAGGCGCAAAGGGUAUCUUCAAGUAUGGCAUCAACAUCAAGGAGAACACCAUCUGCUACAACAUCACCCUCAGCGGUGUCACUGGCAACUACCAGUCCCCCGCCGUCACCGCCACUCACAUCCACGAGGCUAUCAAGGGCAAGGCUGGACCUCCCCGUCUGGCUUUCCCCAACCCCACUGGAUCUGAUGACCGCCGUACCUCGUACGGCUGCCUGAAGGGUCCCUUCUUCGUCGGCACCAACAGCACCCAGGGAGCCGACAACGCUGCUGGCUUCCACGUCCGACAGAUCGUCGCCAACCCCAGCGGUUUCUUCACUGAUACCCACACCUCGCAGUUCACCCAGGGUGCUGUCCGCGGUCAGCUU